UUGGUUUGUUUAAAGUGUAUUAUAGGACGAGCUAUUGUACCGUAUACAUAUAACUUGACAGACUACGCUCUUGUCAAGAUAUCGGUGUCAAGUGAAACCGGUGCACAGUUCUGUGUGAACGGCAAAAGUGUUCGAUGGUUUUUGCCAGAUUAUUAUUGUCGACUUAAUCUCUGCUCCUAUAUUGGAUACGAUAUGUGUAAUAUAUUGGAGAAAGCCGGAACACAUACAGUUGAUGAACUGGUCAAAAAACUCAACUUUAAUCCAAAUUUAAGAUUCCCAGAACCGCCGUGUUUCCUUGGUUUAGUCUGUUUAACCGACUUUUUUGGGGGCAAAUAUCAUAUUGAAUUUGCAUUGGAUUUUAAAAAUGUUACAAUUGCACAUUGGAAAGUACCGAUGAGCAGAAAAUAUUUGCAAUUAGCUGAAUUUGUUGACGACGAUGAUGAUGAUGUCGAUUGA
This is a messenger RNA of Enterobius vermicularis (human pinworm), 456 nucleotides long. The record is from the annotation of a GenBank genome assembly. Lineage: Eukaryota; Metazoa; Nematoda; Chromadorea; Rhabditida; Oxyuridae.